This is a messenger RNA of Tilletiopsis washingtonensis, 1028 nucleotides long. Its product is annotated as putative porphobilinogen synthase. The record is from RefSeq and is a predicted model, not a curated record. Gene Ontology annotation, cellular component: cytosol. Gene Ontology annotation, molecular function: porphobilinogen synthase activity; zinc ion binding. Gene Ontology annotation, biological process: heme biosynthetic process. Lineage: Eukaryota; Fungi; Basidiomycota; Exobasidiomycetes; Entylomatales. The transcript is spliced from 5 exons. The coding region runs from base 36 to 1028 and encodes 330 amino acids.
CCACCACCUCCACCCCUCCCUCCUGCUCGCACAGCAUGUCCGACAUCUCCUCGCAGCUGCACGGCGGCUACGCACACGACCUCACGCGCGCAUGGAGCGCGCAGAGCUCCAGCUUGACAAAGAGCAUGUUCAUGCUGCCCCUGUUCAUCUCGGAUGACGAGCAGUGCAACUCGCCGCUCAAGGGCAUGCCGAACCAGCACCGCUGGGGCGUCGAGACGCUGCCCGGCUUCAUCGAGCCGCUCGUCAGGAAGGGCCUGCGCAGUGUCAUUCUGUUUGGCGUGCCGGAGAAGAAGCCCAAGGACGAGACCGGCACCCUCGCCGACGACCCUGAAGGGCCCGUCAUCUCCGCCAUCAAGAUGCUUCGAUCUCGUUUCCCCACCCUCUACGUCGCAGCCGACGUCUGUCUCUGCGAAUACACGUCUCACGGGCACUGCGGCAUUUUGCAUCCAGACGGCUUGAUCAACAACGUCCCCUCGGUGCAGCGCCUGGCAGACGUGGCUUUUGCGUACGCAAAGGCGGGAGCGCACUGUGUGGCGCCGAGCGACAUGAUGGAUGGCAGGAUCGGCGCCAUCAAGAAGAAGCUCAUUGAGGAGGGUCUUGCGGGAAAGACGACGCUCAUGGCUUACAGUGCCAAGUUCUCGAGCAACAUGUACGGCCCGUUCCGCGAGGCAGUAGCAUCGGCGCCCUCCUUCGGCGACCGACGAUGCUACCAGCUGCCCGCACAAGCUCGCGGGCUUGCCCGGCGCGCCAUCCUGCGCGACGUCGGCGAGGGGGCAGACAUUGUCAUGGUCAAGCCGGGCUCCAUCUAUCUCGACAUCGUCUCUGAAGCGAAGCGCAUCGCGCCCGACCAUCCUGUUGCAGUCUACCACGUGUCGGGCGAGUACGCCGCGCUGCACGCAGCGGCCGCCGCGGGCGUGUACGAUCUGCGUGCGGCCGUCAUCGAGCUCUCGCACGCCAUGGCGCGCGCGGGCGCCAGCAUUGUGCUGAGCUACUUCACGCCCGAGCUGCUGGACUGGCUCGAGGCAUGA